UAAUCCUGACAAAGGCGGACUUGCGUCGCCAGCCAAUACUACAUCUAAAUAUGUCCAGUCGAGUCCAUAUACCAUUGAUUUUCGUUGCCAUAUUGAAAAGACGCUUGGCUCUCGAACGGAACAAAUUACUCGAGUUAGCUCAUCGUCACAUCCGAUUGAAAUUGAUCUUGUUCAGCAAGAUGCUUAUAUUGUAACAUUUACACAACAAAGUACUCAUUUAGAUCGAGAUAUUCUAAUUAAUAUUGAACUUUCCAGUCAACGAAGUAGCACUAUUAUGGCUGUUGAACCUGGUGCAAUAAUGGCUGCAUUCGUUCCAACCGAAGAAGAAUGUCAUCAAGCAUCAAAAAAUGAUUUAACAAAUGAAUUUAUUUUUGUUGUCGAUUGUAGUGGAUCGAUGCAGGAUGAAAACAAAAUCGGAUUGGCUCGACAAGCAAUGUUACUCUUCCUCAAAAGUUUACCUGUUGAUUGUCAUUUCAAUAUCAUUCGAUUUGGUUCUGAAUACAAAACUCUAUUCAAUGAGAACACGGUAGUUUAUAACGAAACCAAUGCACAACAAGCCGAACAAUUUAUUGAACGACUGCAAGCAGAUCUCGGUGGUACUGAAUUGUUAGGACCUAUGCGAUGGAUUGAACAACAUUCGCCUAGUCUAAGUUGUGCUCGUCAAGUAUUUCUUUUGACAGAUGGUGAAAUUUCUAACGUAACAGAAGUACUUGAUCUAUGUCGUUCAAUGGCCACAUCGACUCGUAUAUUUUCAUUUGGUCUAGGACAAUCACCAAGUCGAUCAUUAGUAAAAGGUCUCGCUCGUGCAACCAAUGGUCGAUUUGUUUUCAUUCCACCAAAUGCCAGUGUUGAUCUAUACGUUGGAGAACAAUUACAAAAAGCACUUCAACCAUGUAUUACCAAUGUGCACGUUAAAUGGAACCUUGGAGUUUCAUUUCAGAGUGCGCCAACUUACCUACCACCAGUCUAUGCCAACGAUCGUCUGAUUGUCUAUGCUCUGGUCGACGAUAAAACUAUUCCUUUUGAUCAUAAUUCAUCUGUCGAAUUACAAUCCGAGUGUGAUCAUCGNUCAAGUUCUCGACUUAUUGCUUCCAAUAUGGGUGUGGGUGAGAUUGGGUGA
Adineta ricciae is the source of this 1120-nucleotide messenger RNA. NCBI's taxonomy places the organism in Eukaryota, Metazoa, Rotifera, Eurotatoria, Adinetida, Adinetidae. The record is from the annotation of a GenBank genome assembly.